Messenger RNA from Salvia splendens (bonfire salvia), 1469 nucleotides. Its product is annotated as dof zinc finger protein DOF3.1. Lineage: Eukaryota; Viridiplantae; Streptophyta; Magnoliopsida; Lamiales; Lamiaceae. The record is from RefSeq and is a predicted model, not a curated record. The transcript has 2 exons. Gene Ontology annotation, molecular function: DNA binding; DNA-binding transcription factor activity. Gene Ontology annotation, biological process: regulation of DNA-templated transcription. Bases 268 to 1146 code for a protein of 292 amino acids.
CUCUCUCCCCUAAACUAUUAACGACAGCCCACUUUGUCCUCGCUCUCUCAAUCAGAAUAUAUGUAUAAAUAUAUAUAUGUGUGUGUUGGUUGCUGCAGCUUGUGGUACUAGGCUGAGUUUUUCUUUCUCUUUUUUUUCCCCCUAAGAUCUGAGCACAACCUUCUUCUAUUUAUACACAUUCCCUCUCAUCUUUCUCUUCAUCAAUUUCUUCCGAUUUUUGCUAGCCUUUGGUUUGAACAAGUAGAAACACAGGUGUUGCAUGGUGGGAUGGAUUCUUCAAGCACACAACUCCAUCUCCAGGAAAUGGGUUUAGAAAGCAUGGUGGCGUGCAAGCAGCAAGAUGGAAACAAGAAGGCAAGGCCAGCUGAUAUGCAGGCUCUAAAAUGCCCUCGAUGCGACUCCGCCAACACCAAAUUCUGCUAUUACAACAACUACAGCCUCUCCCAGCCUAGAUACUUCUGCAAAUCCUGCCGACGAUACUGGACCAAAGGCGGCACCCUCCGCAACGUCCCCGUCGGCGGAGGCUGCCGCAAGAACAAGAGAUCCUCCUCCACUUCCUCCUCCUCAUCCUCCUCCAAGCGAAGCCAAGACCACCCCCUCCCCUCCCCAAUCCCAUCCAUGCCUCCUCUCUCCUACGAUUCCAACGAUCUCAAUCUCGCCAUCGCCACCCUCCAGAAGCAGAAUUCCGCCCAUUUAGGGUUAGAGGAUCACGAUUUCUCCAUCUGGGCCCACUCCCAAGCCCUCGGGAGCUUCUCCGGCGGCGUCUCCUCCUCUUCGGGGCUGUUUGAUGCCAUCAGAAGUAGUGGGUUUCUUGAGAAUCCGAGCGGUGGGAAUGGGAUUCAGAAUUUGUACUAUGAUGAUCAGAAUGGGAUGAUGAGCAGUGGGGCCCACGACAUGGGAAUGCCGACGGCGUCGCCGUAUGGGGAGUACGCGGUCUCCACGACGGCCUCCACGGCCAUGACGACGGUGAAGCAAGAGAUGCGCGGAGGAAGGGACGGGGACGGGAGGAUAUUGUGGGGUUUCCCGUGGCAGAAUACGGGUGCCGGGGAUGGCAAUGGGUCGGAUCUCGAUUCCGCAACCAGACUUAACUGGAACGGGAUCGGGCCGUCCAAUUGGCAAGGGCUUCUCAAUAGCUCUCUUACAUAACAGGGCGAAGAGAAGCCCCUUAAAUAAUUACAAUUAUCCUUGUCGUAUCAAGAAUAAUUGUAAUUGUUUAGAUUGGGAAUUUGAGUGGGUUAUAGUGUUUGCUAGAGAGGGGUUGGGGAAAGAAGAAAAAAGAUAGAGUUUAAUUACUUCUCAAGUGUUUAACUUAAGGGGAAAGUUUAAUUAAUUUUAAUGAUGUGGAUUUUGUGAUCUUUAUUGUACUAAGAGGGAUUUGAUUCACUUGAGUCGUCUUCUUUUUUUUUUCUUGACUGUCUACAUUUAUUUGUUUGACGACAAACUAAUGGAAUUUCAUUUCUUGUUCUUUA